Molecule: messenger RNA, 393 nt
Organism: Dicrocoelium dendriticum
Lineage: Eukaryota; Metazoa; Platyhelminthes; Trematoda; Plagiorchiida; Dicrocoeliidae
Source: the annotation of a GenBank genome assembly
AUGGUCUAUAUUCAUCAGCAAAAGCAAAUUGACAAACAAACACGUCUUUCUAUUUGCGGAAUCGAGACGUCAUCCGAAACUGUCGCUUCCAUUUAUCCCCAGCCACAAGCUGACAAAUACUUUCCAGAACUGAUCACGCAUUUACCACAUCUGAUUCGCCCUAGCGCCAUUCUUCCUGUAGCAACUGACGUAACGCGCCACAUACGAACCCGUGGUUCACCAGUCUCCACUCGACCACGACAUCUUGCCCCUGAUAAAUUAAAGGUGGCCAAACCGGAAUUCGAGCAAAUGCUCGAAAUUUGUAUUAUCCGCCCAUCCGAAAAUCAAUGGGCUUCACCCCUUCACAUGGUGCCUAAGAAGACUGGCGACCGUGUGGUGAUUAUCGAGCACUGA